Molecule: messenger RNA, 1814 nt
Organism: Prunus dulcis (almond)
Lineage: Eukaryota; Viridiplantae; Streptophyta; Magnoliopsida; Rosales; Rosaceae
Product: tyrosine decarboxylase 1-like
Exons: 1
Coding region: 96-1628 (510 amino acids)
Biological process (GO): amino acid metabolic process
Molecular function (GO): pyridoxal phosphate binding; carboxy-lyase activity
Source: RefSeq, a predicted model, not a curated record
UAAGUGGAAGGAACUCAAUAGUACUCUUAUUUCACUCUUCCAAAUUCCAAUCCCAGCCCUUGCUGUGUGUUUCUCAUUUCCAAUAUUACAUCCAAAUGGGUAGCCUAAAUUUCGACCAUCCGCAAGAAAACAACUCUGCCCACAUGUCUGGCCCUCUGGACCUUGUGGAGUUGAGAAGACAAGGCCACAUGAUGAUAGAUUUCAUUACUGAUUAUUACCAAAACAUAGAGAAACACCCAGUUCUUAGCCAAGUCCAACCAGGCUAUCUCAAACAACGCUUGCCAGAAUCUGCCCCAUACAACCCUGAACCCAUUGAAACCAUCCUCCGAGACGUGCAGGAUCAUAUUGUCCCUGGCCUAACACAUUGGCAAAGCCCUAACCACUUUGCCUACUUUCCUGCAACUAUCAGCACCGCAGGGUUUCUCGGCGAAAUGCUCACCACUUGCUUCAAUGUUGUGGGGUUCAACUGGAUGGCAUCCCCAGCUGCAACUGAACUCGAAACCAUUGUCAUGGAUUGGCUUGGAGAUAUGCUCAAACUUCCCAACUCUUUCCUCUUCUCCGGCACCGGAGGCGGUGUGUUGCAUGGAAGUACUCAUGAGUCUGUCGUUUGCACCAUGGCAGCUGCCAGGGACCAAAUCCUGAGCCGAAUUGGUGAAGAGAAUAUAGGGAAACUUGUGGUGUACGGCUCUGAUCAAACACAUAGCGUGAUUCAAAAAGUGUCCCAAAUUGUUGGGAUCCCAUCAAAGAACUUCAGGGCCAUCGAGACCACAAUAUCAUCAUCCUUUACACUGUCCCCUGAAACCCUACGGUUGACUGUUUGUUCAGACAUGGAAGCUGGGUUGGUUCCAUUCUAUCUAUGCGCCACCGUGGGAACAACCGCAACCACAGCCGUCGAUCCGCUGGGACCACUAUGCGACGUGGCAAAAGAUUACGGCAUGUGGGUUCAUGUGGACGCUGCAUAUGCCGGAAGUGCUUGCAUUUGCCCCGAGUUUCGGCAGUAUAUCGAUGGCAUUGAGGGUGCAAAUUCGUUCAGCUUCAAUGCGCAGAAAUGGUUCUUUACAGCUCUUGACUGUUGUUGCCUUUGGGUUAAGAAUCCGAGUGCGUUGACAAAAUCAAUGUCAACGGAUCUUGAGGUGUUGAGGAACAAGGCCAGUGAGUCGAAGCGAGUGGUGGACUUCAAAGACUGGCAAAUAGCCCUAACCCGGAGGUUCCGGGCCAUCAAGCUGUGGCUUGUGCUCAGGAGCUACGGGGUGGCUAAUCUUAGGAACUUCCUCAGAAGCCAUGUGAAAAUGGCGAAGCGUUUCGAAGGGCUUGUGAGGACGGACGAAAGGUUUGAGGUUGUGGUGCCUAGGAAUUUUGCUUUGGUGUGUUUUAGGAUUUCACCUUCCGCAAUUAGUAAGGCUAAUCUGACUCCAAGUGAUGAGAAAUGUGUAAACGAAGUGAAUUGCAAGUUGCUGGAGGCGAUCAAUGGGUCGGGUUGGGUGUACAUGACCCAUGCUGUGGUUGGAGGGAUGUAUGUGUUGCGUUGCGCCAUUGGAGCAAGUCUCACUGAGGAAAAGCACGUAGCCAUGGCUUGGAAGGUGGUGCAAGAACAUGUAGAUGCCAUCCUCCCCCUUACCAUGUAUUAAUACAUGCUGAGGGAGAGGAUGAAAUUUGUACAUAGUGAGGGAGAUAACGUUCAAAAUCCUUCAAAACUUUUCAAGGAUUUUGAAUUAGGGGGUUCAAAUUAUUCGCAGGCGAUAACGUUCCUUGUAACAUUUUGUUUGAAGAUGGCCAAAGCUCUAUCCACAAUAUAUUCAAAUAAAUUAGAACAA